Messenger RNA from Drosophila hydei, 2856 nucleotides. RefSeq names its product interaptin. The record is from RefSeq and is a predicted model, not a curated record. The transcript has 4 exons. The coding region runs from base 98 to 2506 and encodes 802 amino acids. Lineage: Eukaryota; Metazoa; Arthropoda; Insecta; Diptera; Drosophilidae.
GGAAAAUGUAGUUUUCCGAUUUGUGUGCUUAAUAUUAUUAAAUCAGGCAUAGCUUGAAAUAUUUUGGCAGCGGAUGUGAACAGUCUCGGCCAACGCAAUGGAAUCGGACAAUUCGGGGGGCGUAAUGCAGGCAGAUGACUCUGGUCUUUUCAGCUGUAGCAGUGAUGCAGAUGAUGCAACAAAUCAUUCCACGACAUGGCAACCAUCUCAGGAGCGGGGAGAGCCGGAUGAACCGUCUCAAGAAGCACGAGGUACACUUUUUAUGGUGUCGCAGGAGCUGCGUAAGUCGCGCAGUGAAGUGGAACGUCUAAGCAAGUCGGAACGGUGGUAUAAACAGGAGUUACAGUCUCAAAAGCAUAAUCGUCUCGAAACUUUAGAGCGUCUAUAUGUUCAGGAGCGCAAAUAUAUGCUAGAGAAUCAGAGACUGCAACAGGAAUCGCAGCGACUCCAAGCAAAAUGCGCCGCGUUGGAAAGUUGUGGACUGUCGACAGCUGUUAUAACAGCGCCGCUGUCUACAGGAACAGCACAAGGAACUACCGAAAAUGUAUUUGAAUCCUUUGAGGCGCAACAGCAACAGGCAAGACUAAUGGAUCAGCGACAGCUCACUGAAGUUCUGCGUAAGCAAAAGAAACAACUUCUUGCCGAUAUGGAGCGUCUGAGUCUUGAGCAUGAUAGCAAACACCUGGAACUGCAGCGCCAGCUUGCAGGUGUUGAAUUGGAAAACAAACACAUGACGCGUCAGUGCAAGCAGCUGAUCGAUGAGCAGCGCGAACUAGCGCACAAGCUGGAACUGAAAUCGACUACGCUUCGCAAUGUGACAGCUGAGCGAGAGCAAUUGCGACAGGUGAUUGCGGAGCUCAAUGAAACGUUGCAGACACAGGAACAGCUGCUUGCGCUGAAAGAGCGGGAGUUCUUGGACAUGAAGCAGCACUAUGAACAAAAGCUAAGCAGCGAGUGCACCAUUGACGCCAUGCACAACUAUAGCAUGGCAUUCCAUGGCGCUAUCAUUGCCAAAACUACUGAAAUAGCUAGUCUUAAGCAUGCACUGUAUGAGCUACAGUCGGAGUUGUUGCUAAUGUCAAAGUUAGAAGCACAGAAUGAGGAGCAGCAACGGCAGCUCGAGCAAUUGAAUUUUCAGUUAGAAGCUCAACAAUUAGAACAGGCUCUUAAAGACGUUCAACUAAAGGAUUUAACGACGGAGAAGGCAGCAAUCUCUUGCCAGCUGAAGGAAUCGCAGCAAGCACUACAGAUAGUAGAGCAGCAGCUUAUAGAGCUCCACAAGCAACAUGCAGAGACGAGCGCCAAAUGUGAGCAAACAAAAUGCCAACUCGAAGAGCAGCAGUCACAAAAUAAUGAGAAACAAGAAAUUCUUAAUAAACUUCGGAACCAGCUUCAACUUUAUGAGGAGCAAUGCAAUCAGCUUAGUGCCGCUAAGGCCCAAAUGGAGGUGAAAUUGAAUCAGACCCAGAACAAGCAGCUCAUAUGUGCUGGUACCCAAACGGUAGCUGAAGAGCCUGUGCUAGAGCAGCGCAUUGAGACUCUGGAGCAGCAGCUAAUAACAGUCACCAAACAGAAGCAACAGACAGUCACGUUGUUGCAGCAACUGCUGCAACAACAGAAUGAGAAGAUAAGAAAUACCAAUGAAAUGGAGGCCGAUUGGAGGCAGAUACUCGAAGCGCUGCAGUCAACCCAGCAAAUGGAGCAACAAAUGGAACUACAGCUGCAGCAGAAAUCCGAUGAGCUGCUGCAGCUUAAUGAACUCUUCGCUCAGCAAAACGAACAGCUGCAGCAAUUGCAGUUGUUGAGUCGAGCCCAUGAGAACCAAAACAGCAAUGAGUUGCAAAAACUCAAGCAAGCACAAGCUGUGGAUGCGGCUAAUCUGAACCAAUUGGAAGCACAGGUGCAGGCGCUGCUUAAAGAGCGUCAGUGCGCUCCAAGAAAACAGCACACCAUCCUGCUGCAAGUUCUGGAAAUGGAAACGGGUCGUAAGCUGCAGCAUGUCAAAAACUGGCCACAGUUGACAAAAUUGCUGCGACAGGAGCUACGCGCAGCAAAAGCUGCUGCAGAGUUGCCAAUGCUUAAAAUGAAGUUAGCUAAAGUUGGAGGCAAAUACGAAGAAGCUCUGAAGAGAAUCAAAUUUCUAGAGCAAACACUGGCCUCAGAAAGAGCUCGUUUCGAAGCCUCAGAUUUAAGCAAGUCGUCAACAAGCUCCACGCCAUUGGAGCCGGCUCAUGAGGUUGCGAAUCUGAUUGACGACUACAAAAAACUUAUUCAGCAAACUGCACAGGAGACGGGCCGUCCGCGAAACAGCUAUAUAUUAGAGCUAAUUGAGCGUAGUCAACGUAGUCAUCCAAAUUUGUGCCAACUAAGCAAGGGCUUGGCCGCUUGCCGUGAGGAUAUGUUAGAUCUCAAUAAGCUGCUGACUGGUCUGGAGUCAAGCACGGGACGGCAAGAGACCAUGCCAUCCUUGAUGGAAGAACUGCGCGCCGUGGCCGAAAAGGCUUAAGUCACAAAACAUCAGCCAUAUCCAUUUAAGAUAGUCAUUUAGCAUAACUACUAGAAACAAUUUAAAUUAGCUUCAAUUUUUGUCGUAUUAUUUAAAGUACUUAUUUGCGUUCUUAGUUUUUUUUUUUUUGUGUUGUCUUUGCAAAAGCAACUAUUUAUGUUAAUUAAUCAUCUCAUUUUAAAUGUGCAAUUUUUCGAACAUGUCACAAAACAUUUAUUGAAUAGCCCACCUUAUUGCUAACAAGGCUAACUAGUCCCACAGUUUUGAGUUCUGUUUACUCCAAAUUUGGCUCAAACGGAGAACAUAUUUUCUGAAACCGUAUAUUAUUCCACAUAUAUUUGUUGAUGAAA